Molecule: messenger RNA, 417 nt
Organism: Linnemannia hyalina
Lineage: Eukaryota; Fungi; Mortierellomycota; Mortierellomycetes; Mortierellales; Mortierellaceae
Source: the annotation of a GenBank genome assembly
AUGUCACAGACCUGCGACGUCGAUCCCGCCCUCCUUGAAAAGCUCGAAGCCUUCCGCUUCGCCAAGCGCUCCAAAGGAAACGCCACCAUCAUCUGCAAGAUUAACAAGGAAGGGUUGCUGAUUGUCGAGGAGCAUGAUCAGGACAACCUGUCGAUAGAUGCAUUGGCCCACCUCUUGCCCGACAACACUCCUCGUUAUAUCGUUCUCAGCUACGAGUUGAAGCACGAUGACGGAAGACAAUCCUUCCCCCUCGUAUUCCUCUACUACUCCCCCAAUGGUGUCAAGCCCGAAUUUAACGUGCUCUAUGCCUCUGCAAAGACCUACUUCCAGAACAAGGUCGGACUCGGCAAAGUCUUUGAUCUCCAGGACUCCGAUGACCUCACUGAUGCCUGGUUGCGCGCCAAGCUUCUCAAGUAA